AUUAAAAUCCCGAGGCUAAGUUCGAAGAUAGGCUACGUAGAACUAAGAAUCUGGAGCUAUCCGAGAAAAACGGAUAUAUACAUAUAUAUAACAGCAGAUACUGCGAACUUUCAGACAAAAAAAAACUGAAAAAAGCUCAAUGAAAUACAAUUUAUUCACAAAAUUAGAAGGCCUUAAAUCGAACAGUGUCUACUUGCAAAUUUAAUGACCUUUUAACAAAUCAAAAUUUGAAUGCGGAUACUGUCCUUUUUUAGGCCUCCUAAUUUUGUUAACAAGGUGAAUGCGGUUACUAUAGAGCUGUUUCCCCUGCGAAGGUAUUCACGGUUGCGAACUUAUAUACGAGUAUAUCCAGUAUAUCCGAGUAUAAAUCGUAUAACGACAAUAACUGUCAACUGAAAAAUAAUUAAAUUUCGAGCAGACGAAUUUCGGUGAAACAAAAUACUAGUGUGUAGUGUGCGAUCUCAGGACCAGACACCUGAGAAAGAAGCAAUUAAUUUUUCAUGCUAGCGAUGCGAAAAUCCUUGUUUUUUCCACAAUGUCAUUCUAAGAGGCGCCAUUUUAGGUGAGAAAAUAAUCGUUUUCUCCCCUAAGAUCUCAGUUCAGCCAUAUUGAAUGAGAAAUGGUUAUUUGUGUAUCUGUUCAAUCGUCCAAAACAGAUACUCAAAAAAAAUUUCAUGUAAGGGGUCGAAAACCAGAGAAAAAUCUCAAAACUCCUAUUCGACCCUCUCAUAAUACAUUCAUCCUACAUCGACUGUCCGAUAGACGAAUAUAUUCUAAAUUGGAACUAGAUGAGAGCAAUGGUCAAAUCGGACAUCAACGUUCAGUAUCCUAAAUUUAGUCAGGCUUUCCAUGUUGAAUAAAGUCGAAAAAGAUCUCAAGCCUGUUCAAGUUUUGUGAAGUCAUCUCCUCUAUUGCUUUGUAACUAUUGCAGACUGUGUAUCGUAUUCCAAAUUAACUUGGAAGUUAGUCAGUUAGUUAGUUUUUCAGGGAGGGACUAACCCAGCACCCAAGCCUCUAUUAGGCCUGUUGUGCUAUCGUACAAAUCAGGAAUUAGUGGAUUUGACUACAACCAUCAUCCCACUCCCAGCUCUGCGAAUUCACAAAUCGACCGUAAAACGUCCCAUACUUUGUGAAUUCCGAAACUAGGAAUGAUCAACAAGAAUCAUAGUCCCAAUUGACUCAUCUGUACACUUGCCAUAGACUAUUGCGUUGGGAUUAGAUGCCAACGGACUAAUGCACUAAUUCAUUUUUGUUACUUUUUACGCAAUUUCGCCACAGUGAUUACUUUUCAGUUCAAUAAAUAUUACGCAUUGGACCAACAAAGAAGAUGAAUUCCAUGUACAGUCCACACAAUUUGUCACUUCUGUGACACUAAAAUAAACGAACAACUCGACUAGAGUCAUUAUCACGGGGGAACCGUGUGUUUCGGCGUAAUGCUCGAAUAGAGCGCUUUUCUUCAUAAACAGCCCGACCAGAGCUUCUCAUACGAAGGAAUCGUGUCACUUUCUUCGUAAAGACAUAAAUCUAAAAUCAUUUCAGAUGAUUCGUUAGUUGAAAUUGUAUGCUCAAUUGCAGUCUUGAAUGUUUAGACAUAAAAGAAAAUACACCAAAAUUGAAUCAGAAGUGAAAACACAUGUCGAUUAACAAUAGAACAAAAGAGUAGAACAUUCUCGACACUUUUUGAAAAUUUGGUAAUUAAAGAAAUGAAACGAGACUUCGCAUUGGACCAACAAAGAAGAUGAAUUCCAUGUACAAUUCGUCACUAAAAUAAACGAAUAACUCGACUAGAGUCAUUAUGACGGGGGAACCGUGUGUUUCGGCGUAAUGCUCGAAUAGAUCGUUUUUCGUCAUGGACAGCCCGACCAGAGCUGCUAAUACGAAGGAAUCGUGUCAUUUUCUUCGUAAAAUCAUCUAGUUGAAAUUGGGUGCACAACUGCAGUCUUGAAUGUUUAGACAUGAAAAAAAUACACAAAAAUUGUAUGAGAAGAGAAAACACAUGUCGAUGAACAACGAAACAAAAGAGUAGAACAUUCUGGAACACUUUUUGAGAAAUUGGUAAUUGGAAGAAUCGAAACGAGACAAAAACGUUAUUUCAGCAUAAAUCACUUCGAUACUUUAUUACUUUCACUUGAUUUCAUUACACAAAUAAAUUAACUUAAAACACGUUGGAAACUGAAGCGUUUGCAAGUUUAUUGGAGGCGUGGACAAUUGGGCAAUAAAAAAAAAUGUCAAUCGAAACUGUGAAGACGAUGUAAGGCCGAUAGCAGUAGGUAUUGUUUGGAGACGUUUAACAGUUAGGUUUUGGCGUUAAAGGAGGAGCGGAGGCUUUGGUUCAUGCGGUACGUCAAUUUUGUACAGCUGAUCAUGGUGAGCCGAUUGCUUUAGUUAAGUUUGAUUUUGGUAAUGCCUUUAAUAAUAUGUUUAGAAAGUUUAUGUUAGGUGAGGUGAAGGAUAUUUGCCCAGAGUUGCUUCCUUUGCUUCAGCAGUCGUAUAGGCUCAUUUCGAAUCUUUAUUUUCUUGAUGAACCAUUGUUCUCGAAAAGAGGAUUCCAGCAGGGUGACCCUUUAGGCCCUCCAGGUUUUUGUAUUGGUAUUAUGAGAAUGACUCAUUCUCUUAGCUCUAGGUUAAAUGGGUGGUAUCUUGAUGAUGGUUGUGUUGGUGAUGUACUAUCAGUAGUACUAAGUGAUAUUAGGAAGGUUCUGGCUUUUUGUGAAUUGUCUGGUUUGCCUUUGAACGCGAAUAAGUGUGAGGUUUUCUUCAUUAAUGCUUCUGGGGACGAUGAGACCCGCAUGUAUGCUGAAAUUUCUGCAUUAUUGCCAGGUAUUAAGAAAGUUGAUGAGUCUACGCUUGAAAUAUUAGGCUCACCAAUCUUUGAGUCAGGGUUAGAGAGGAUGUUUUCGUCUAAAAUUGAAGCGAUCAAAUUAAUGUGCGAUCGUUUGAAAUUGAUGGACGUCCAUCCGGCUCUUUGUGUUUUUAGGAAGUCGCUAGGCAGUUGUAGGUUCAAUUAUUUGUUGCGCUCUUCUAAGGCGUUUCUGUUAGUCGAUCGCUUGAAGGAAGUUGACGAGAUCUUCCGUUCAACGCUUGAAGCCAUCACGAAUGUUAAGAUGGGCGAUUUUCAAUGGAGUCAGGCAUCUCUCCCUUUGUCCUUUGGAGGUUUAGGGAUCCGGAAGGUUGAGGACCUGGCAUCCCCAUCCUAUUUGUCGUCGGUGUAUUCUUCAUCAGAAUUGUCAAACCAAUUAUUGGAGAAAUUUGAUUUUAAAAUAAUUGAUGACGCUAUUCUAGGGUUAAUUGAGGUAAUUCCUCGAGAUUUUGUUCCACAGAGUGAUGAAAAUAAAAAGGUACAAAAGAAUUGGGAUAUUCCGAGGAUCAUGGAUAAGUUUGGUUGUAUGUUGGAAUCUAGUGAGCCCGUUACUCGUGCAAGACUACUUGCGUCAUCUACUAAAGAAUCUUCAAAGUGGCUGCAGGUGGUCCCAUCGAGUCAAUUGGGCUUACUAUUAGAUAACAAUACAGCUAGAAUUUCCGUUGGUCUUCGUUUAGGCUCUCAAUUGUGCGAAGAACAUAAAUGCCUCUGCAGUAAGAUGGUUAAGAAGGAUGGAUUACAUGGCUUAUCUUGUAAAAAAAGCGGAGGAUGGAUACCAGGACAUGAUGAAAUAAAUAAAAUCUUUUCUCAUGCAUUUUCUUCAGCAGGUUUUCCAAAUAUAAUACAGCCUCCUGGGAUCUCUAGAGAUGACGGUAAAAGACCGGAUGGUGUGACUCUAAUUCCAUGGAGUCAUGGUAGACUGAUACUUUGGGAUGUUACCGUUAGAGAUACUCUCGCCCCUUCUUAUGUAAAUGAAUCUUCAAAGAAGGCUGGUGCAAUAGCAGAUAAUGCGGAAAGACAUAAGCAUAAUCAUUACCAACUUUUAAAAGAAAAUUACUUUUUCACUCCUAUUGCAUUUGAAUCACUAGGUAGCAUGGGUCCAGAAACUAGAAUAUUUAUAAAGAAAUUAGGAUCAUUGAUGCGACGGGCUUCCGGUGAAUCGCGUUCUAUGGAUUACCUAUUACAGAAGGUUUCUAUUGCCAUUCAACGAAGGAACGCUAGCUGCAUUUUGGGAACAUUAGGAACGAAUAGAAUUGAUGAUUUUUAUUUAUUGUAAACUUGUUUUUUGAAAA
Molecule: messenger RNA, 4152 nt
Organism: Bradysia coprophila
Lineage: Eukaryota; Metazoa; Arthropoda; Insecta; Diptera; Sciaridae
Source: RefSeq, a predicted model, not a curated record